Messenger RNA from Tripterygium wilfordii, 2152 nucleotides. RefSeq names its product mitochondrial intermediate peptidase, mitochondrial-like. Gene Ontology annotation, molecular function: metalloendopeptidase activity. Gene Ontology annotation, biological process: proteolysis; peptide metabolic process. The record is from RefSeq and is a predicted model, not a curated record. The transcript is spliced from 6 exons. The coding region runs from base 1266 to 1706 and encodes 146 amino acids. NCBI's taxonomy places the organism in Eukaryota, Viridiplantae, Streptophyta, Magnoliopsida, Celastrales, Celastraceae.
GACUCACCGUUCCACCGACUUUCAUUUCGCAUUUUGGACAAAAAGCGUGAACUUGCCGCGAAUCAAAUUGAAAUCAGAAGCCUCCGUCCAACACUCUCUCCGUAUCUCAGCACAUAAGCGUUUUCCAAUUACAGUAGUCCUCUCAAAUUUUUAGACUGUAUGUACUCUUUAUCUUGUCUCUCACUCUGGCAUCUCCUCUCAUUCUCUCUUCCUUGUCUCGUCUCUCCAUCCAAACGAUCCUCCUUUUGCCUCCUCUUCCCCGUGACCUCAGAUUCGAAGACUGCAAUGCUUUCAGUUCUGGAGAACUGAAACCUCUUCGAAGAACUUUCUCGACGUACUUCUGCAGAACACCGCUGCUACGGCCGUCGAGCAAUGCAAAGUUUCAUGCGCAGGACCGCCUCAACCUCUGUUUUAGAAAUAUCGUCAAAUUUUGCCAUACAGAUGUAUCCAGAAGCCGCUGUUUUCACUUUACGGCCGGAGCCUUGCAGAACGGAUCCACUACAGGGCUCUACGGCUUUCACCACUUGAAGACUCCUAAAGGCUUUCGACAUUUUGUCGACGAAGCCACUGGGUACCAACAAUUGAAAAACAAAAGAGAUAUAACAUGUCUGAAUCUUAAAUCUCUAUUAAUUAAAUAACUUGAAAUUGAAGAUAAUCAAUAUUCGCCGAUUUUCCACGAAUUAACGAAGCUUGAUGGAGUUGAUUUGAUAUCUUUAGUAAUUUAGUAAAUCUUCAUAUUCGCUGAUUUUAGGAUGAAUUUAUUGUUAGCUAGACGGGACUGAGGUCCUUUAUAGAUUUAUUUUUCCUUUUUUAAUUUAUUUUCUGCUUGAAUGUAAAAUUUUAUUAGGUCUGGCGAACUGGUUAGUUACAUAAAUGGAUUGGCUCCGUCUACUAAAAUUAUUUGAGCCAUGGACGAAAUUUCAGAUACUGUAGCUUCUGCCUUCCUAAUUAUACUUGAGUUGUUCUGUUUGUGGUUCGCUUUUUCUUUCAUUAUAUUUUUAUUUAAAUUUCACUAUUUAGUGGAAGGACUGAUUGAGGUAUUUGGUUUUGUAGGUUUGUUCUGUUGUUGAUUCUGCGGAAUUUUGUAGGCAUUCCCAUCCAGACAGGGAAAUUUGGGAUGUUUGUACCUUGACUUAUACUCGAGGCAGGGAAAAUAUCCUGGUUGUGCUAACUUUGCAAUUAGAGGUGGUUGCCGGAUUUCUGAGACAGAAUAUGAACUUACUGUAUGUGAUUGUUUAUCAGCAUAUACCUGGUUACAGUAAUUGAUGAUCAUUUUCACCUCUUUUGCAUCAAACAUGUCUCAUAGUUCAUCAACAAUGAGACUUAAUCAUUGGGAAGUAGAAACUUUGUUUCACGAGUUUGGACAUGCUCUUCAUUCUUUACUCUCAAGAAUGGAUUACCAACAUUUCUCUGGUACCAGGGUGGCUUUCGACUUUGCUGAGACACUUUCAAACCUCUUUGAGUACUAUGCAUGGGACUACCGUGUCUUGAAGAAAUUUUCAACGCACUACUCAACUGGGACUACCGCAGUACUGUGUGCUAGGGACAUGUUUACAGCGACUGAAUUGCAACGCCAGCCACCCUCACCAGAGACAAGUUCUAUUGUUGCCGAGUUGAAAAGCCAGCAUACCAGCUGGAAGCACGCGCAGGGUACACAUUGGCAGAUCCGAUUUAGUCAUCUUAUAAACUGUGGUGCAGGUUACUAAAGCUACUUGUAUGCAAAAUGCUUUGCUGUGAACAUAUGGCAAAAGCUGUAGGAAAAUGCGCUUAGAAGCUAGAACAAACUUUUUAAUGCAUGGAGGAGCCAAAGAACCAACUGAUUUGUUCAAUGAUCUAGUGGUGGACGGGAUUGUGAGGUACUGCAAAGGAGGGAUAAUUCCUGACAUAACUAAUUAUUUGGAUGAACUGAAGAUACUGGAAUAGGCAAGAACCUUUUGAAAAGCUGCCGUGGGGAAAUCAAUGAGCUGAUGUCUUUGAAGUAGCUGCAGUUGGAAGGUAAGAUUAAUACUUCUCAUUAAUUGCUUGUUUGAUGCCUGAAAUAAGCAUGGAAUAAAUUUUAUUUAAUUUAAUCAUUGUUUUUGAUAAAUUUUUAAAUUAUAAGCAGUCCAAACUCCCAAGGGCUGCUGAUAUGAUCAUAUGAGCGGAUUUAUUC